Bursaphelenchus xylophilus (pine wood nematode) is the source of this 2223-nucleotide messenger RNA. The record is from the annotation of a GenBank genome assembly. NCBI's taxonomy places the organism in Eukaryota, Metazoa, Nematoda, Chromadorea, Rhabditida, Aphelenchoididae.
AUGUCAGUCUUUGGCAACGAUCAUAUUCCUCCACGUAAGUCCUGCCUCGGGAGAUUAUUUGUUUUCCCAGAAGCUCCAAGCGGAUCUAGACUGGCACAAUAUCUGAAUGGGAGGAAUCAACAGCAGCCUCAACAGCCACAAUUUAUGGAUCAAGUAAAUUAAUUAAAGUUUGAUUUAUGAAGGUUUUUUAGGGUCGAUUUAAUAGUAAUGCGAUGAACGGGUUCAAUUCAACUGGUGAGUGAAAAAUAGAGCAUUACACUCGUGUGUUACCUAAAAUAAUAUUUUUCUUUCCAGAAUCUUUUGAUCCUAAUCGAGGAUACGGAAACGCUUAUAUUCCCACGAUAUCAAACGAGGAUGCGCCUCUGAAUAAAGCAGAUCUUGCUAUGUUAACUGUACGUUUACAACGUUUAUGAUAGUUGUAAAUGUUUAGACCAACAUACCUUUGGUGGGUCUACAGGUAUCCAAUGAGGACACAUUAAAACAACGAUGGGCCAAUGCUGGUCAUGGCUCAUUCUUCACCGAGCCGGAUAUACGGAAUGUGAGUUAAACCAUGACUUUAAAAUAUUUAUAAUUAUAGGAACUAAUGCAACGUCAAGUUGCAAUGCAAUGCCAUCAGAGCUCUUCGGCAGGCGAGCCGGCUGUUGUGGAGCAUUUGAGGAAUCUAAGACAGAUCGGAAGGACCCCAGUGAUGCGAUAUGGGCCUACAUGUAUGGAAUAUACGUACAAAGGGAUGAACGUAAAUGAUGGACUCACAUAUUCCGUCCAUCGAAUCAGCGGUACGACUUAUUAGUUGAUUAUAUUAGUUCAUUUAACAUUGAUUUCAGGUGUGCGGCAGAUCAGCCCUUACGCCAUGACACAACUGGAGAAUUGGAGACGGAUCUCGAACUCGAAUAUCGUCCGAUUUCAUGAGGUCUUGCAAACGUGUGCUUGGAAUGAUAAUUGUAAAGUUUGGUGAAGAAUUAAUGCAACUUUUUUAUUAUGGUAAUAUGUUGCUGAUUUCAGCGGUCUUAUUCAUCUACGAGUUCCAACCUUUGGCCGAAACUAUCCUUAAACAUUUUUUCCAUUCAAAUGGAACGUUAAAGUCAAAAUACAGUGGUCAAGGAGUCCCUGGGUUGUCAGAACAGUUGGCCUGGUCCUUUAUUAUUCAGAUUUCGUCGGCAAUUCGUACGAUACAUUCGGCACAAAUGGCUUCACGGUGCAUCGAUGUGAACAGGAUCAUGGUCAAUGCCUCUGGAAGGUAAUCCGGACACAACAGAAUAAUUAAUGUUGUCUUAAGGUUUGUAAUUACUGGUUCUGGCAUCCCUGAUGCGAUGAAUGAGCCCAACAAGAACAUCAUGUCCCUCCAGAUAGAGGAUCUUCGUAUGUUCGGCGCGGUUCUCUGUGCCCUGCUGAAUGGAUCCAUCAAUGGUCAUUCAAAUGUAAAUAUCGACAUGCAUUACUCCCCAGAUCUUCGGAAUGUGAUUAAGUAAGUUCUAAAAUACUGUGAGCACUCUGUUUUUAGAGUUUUAUGUAACGCCCAUGCCAGUCCUAGUCGAGUUACAUCCGUCAAUGAGAUCAUGCCAAUGGUCGGAGCCAGGUUUUACGCUCAAGUGGAGGCCCUUCAGAUUAGAAUAGAUCUUCUGGAGAACGAUUUGGUCAAGGAACUUCAGAAUGGUCGUCUCUUCAGAUUACUUUGCAUGUUGUGCACUGUAACUGACAGGAAUCUGUAAGUUUUUAUUUUUUGGGAUUAUAAAGUUCUUGUUUUAGACCAAAGGAACCUUUUUGGUCAGAACAAAGCGAGAGGUACAUGCUUAAGUUGUUCCGGGACUAUGUUUUCCAUCAGGUGGAUCCCUAUGGCCGUCCAGUUAUGGACCUAGAACAUGUUGUUCUGUCGUUGAAUAAGGUUUGAGUUGGUUCGUUUCUAAAGUCGUGUUGUAGCUGGACAGUGGAGUUGAAGAGAUGGUUCAAUUAGCUUCCAGUGACAAUGAGAAUAUCCUCCUUAACUCCUACAAACAAUUGAGGCAGUAUCUGGAGAGUUCUUUCGACUAUCUGAAGCGAGAAAUGGAGAACCCGAUCACUCCAGAUCUCUCCAAACCCGGUCCCCCGAUGAUUGGCCCUGACGGGCAGCCGCUGGUGUCCGAUGCAGCGAUGGGGAUGCCCCCGGACGCCUUUGGUGAUAUGCCUCCAGGCUAUGUUCUGCCGUUCGCUCCUAAUGUUCCCCCGCCCGGUCCAUCGAGACGAUAG